Rosa rugosa (rugosa rose) is the source of this 4485-nucleotide messenger RNA. Its product is annotated as cellulose synthase-like protein G2. Gene Ontology annotation, biological process: plant-type primary cell wall biogenesis; cellulose biosynthetic process. Gene Ontology annotation, molecular function: mannan synthase activity; cellulose synthase (UDP-forming) activity. The record is from RefSeq and is a predicted model, not a curated record. The transcript is spliced from 13 exons. The coding region runs from base 156 to 2369 and encodes 737 amino acids. Gene Ontology annotation, cellular component: trans-Golgi network; plasma membrane. Lineage: Eukaryota; Viridiplantae; Streptophyta; Magnoliopsida; Rosales; Rosaceae.
UAUCCUUAUUAACAUAACAUAUUAAAUAUAGUUUCUGAGUAAGAUAUUUACUCCAGAUUUCCUUGACUUUCUAGCUCUUUGGAGGCUAGCAUGAAGCUCCUUUAUAAGGAGUGGAGAAGAGAGGUAUAAAAUCACAAAAAAUAGUUAGAGAAGCUAUGGAUCAGAGUUCUAAUGCUCCCAUGCAUCUCUGCCAUGUCAACAAGCUCACAAUCUUCAUUAAUCGAACGUAUACAGUCAUAUACUCCGUCGCUUUAUCAUUCUUGCUUUACUAUAGAGCCUCUUUCUUCUUCCAUGACACCAAAACACCCAUCUUACCAUCUCUUAUUGUCUUUGCGGCCGAGCUCGUCUCUUCCUUCGAGUGGCUUCUAACCCAGGCAUAUCGGUGGAGGCCCGUCUUUCGAACUGUGUUCCCGGAGAGAUUGCCGGAAGAUGACAAACUUCCUGCAGUCGACGUGUUCAUUUGCACCGCUGAUCCGGAGAAGGAGCCACCCGUGGAGGUGAUGAACACUGUAAUAUCAGCCAUGGCACUCGACUAUCCACCCAAGAAGCUUCACGUGUAUUUGUCAGAUGAUGGCGGUGCUGAUGUGACUCUGAAUGGUAUGAGAGAGGCUUGGAUGUUUGCAAAGCGGUGGAUUCCAUUUUGUAAGAGGUAUAAGAUCAAGUGCAGGUCUCCAAAAGCCUAUUUCUCAGCAGCAGAGGAUGAGAAUGAAGAUGGUGAUUUUGGGGGUACUGAUUUCAUACAAGAGAGGCAAAUUGUUCAGGAAAAAUAUGAGGUGUUUAAGGAAAGAGUGAGAGAAUACGCAAGGCAUGGUGACACUUUGAGCAGUAAGCGUCUAGAUCAUUCUACAGUGAUUGAGGUGAUACAAGAUAGUUCUAGUAAUCAUGCAUUUGAAGAAAAUGAGGCAAAAAACAUGCCUCUCCUUGUUUAUGUCUCUCGCGAGAAAAGACCUUCCCAUGCCCAUCAUUUCAAGGCUGGAGCUCUCAAUGUUCUGCUUCGGGUAUCCGGUGUGAUCAGUAACUCUCCCUUCAUAUUAGGGCUUGAUUGUGACAUGUAUUGCAAUGAUCCAAGUUCAGCUCGGCAAGCAAUGUGUUUCCACCUAGAUCCCAAGCUCUCACCUACGCUAGCACUUGUGCAAUUCCCUCAGAAAUUCCACAACAUCAGUAAGAAUGACAUCUACGACAGUCAGUUGAGAGAGACGUUUUCGGUGCUAUGGCAAGGUUUUGAUGGACUUCAAGGGCCAUGCGUGACCGGUACUGGCUAUUACAUCAAGAGGUUAUCCUUGUAUGGAAAAUCCCUAAAGGAGGAUCAUAAGGAUCUUACGGAACUUAGACAAUCUGUUGGUCCAUCAAAUGAGUUCAUAAAAUCCCUGCUUGGAAACUACAAUCCUAAUAUGAAAAUGACACAUCUAGCUGAGACCCAACAACUAGGCUCCUGUACCUAUGAAGAUGGCACCAAAUGGGGUGAAGAGGCUGGUUUCUUAUACGCGUCUGUUGUGGAAGAUUAUUUCACAGGGUUCGCUAGCUUGCACUGCAAGGGUUGGAAUUCAGUGUAUUGCAAUCCACCAAGGCCUCAGUUCUUGGGCAGUGGCACCACUAAUUUGAAUGACUUUUUGGUCCAAGGGACAAGAUGGAGUUCUGGGUUGGUAGAUGUUGCCAUCUCCAAAUACUGCCCUCUUAUAUAUGGUCUUACUAAAAUGUCUUUCCUUGAAAGUAUGUGUUAUGGAUGGCUAGCAAUUUUCCCUAUUUGCCGGUUCUUCUCACUUUGGUGCCUUGCAACUAUACCCCAGCUUUGCCUAGUCAACGGCAUUUCCCUGUACCCUGAGGUCUCAAAUUCAUAUUUUUGGAUAUUUUCUUUUGUAUUCCUCUCAUCUGUUUUGAGACAUUUAUACGAAGUCCUCACAACGGAAGCAUCAUUACAACAUUGGAUAUACGAGCAAAGAAUAUGGAUGAUGAAAGCAGUUACAUCUCACUUAUAUGGUAGUCUUGAUGCUUUUAUGAAGAAAUUUGGUUUGAGGGAAGCAAGCUUCUUCCCAACGAAUAAAGUUGAUGACAUUGAGCAACUUAAGCGGUACAACGCGGGGGUAUUUGAUUUUCAAACCUCAGCACUUUUUCUUGUUCCAUUGGCUUCACUGGUUAUCUGGAACAUGACCUCCCUUUGUGUGGGCAUUGCCAGAGUGAUCUUUCUGGGGGAAUUUGAGAAGUUGUUUAUACAAGUCUUCAUACCAUUUUAUGCGGUGGUCGUCAAUUACCCUAUUAUAGAAGGAAUGCUAAUAAGGAAAGACAAUGGUCGCAUUCCACCAUCCGUCACCCUAUUGUCUGCUACAGCUUCAAUCAUUUUCUGCGUUUUGGGUUCAAUUUUUUUCAUGUAGCAAGUUUAUUUAACCUGCCCACUAUUUUUUCAGAGUCAAUAAUAUAUGUUACAUUGUUACUUAACUUCUUUCUUCAACUUUUUGGGGGAGAAUGUAUUGGUGGCUUCUUUCGGUAUACAUGUGUACUUAUCAAAGUCAUACUAGUCUGACUUUUGUCGUCAUAUUUUAUUCGCUCACCGAGAGUUAUUUCCAAAAAUAAAAGAAAAGAAAAACUAGUACUCUUGCAUGUUCCAUUUUUAUGCAUUUUUUUUUUGUUUUUUGAAUUUCCUAGUCAUGCAUGCUAGUCAGCUAGUCUCAUUGAUAUGAAUAUUGUUCAUAUCAAUAUAGUGUACCAUAUAAUUAGCACUUGCAUAUGUGUAAGAGAAGGAGGAUGCUUCUUUUCUUCUUCGGAGGGGUAAGUUAGUUUUGUUUUCCACCCUCUGGUUACGCAUAUGAGAUAUUGGAGGUAACCUAAACAUCGAAUCAGGGACGGAACCAAAAAAUCAUACUGAGGGGGGCUAAUGAACCUUAUGUUGUCAAGUUCUUCCUCAUGUUCUUCUUCGAUCUUUUUUCUUUUACGUACUGUUCUAAUACAUAUAUUAUUGAAAUGGGUAGGAAUUCUUAUGUAUUGCUCACUAUGAAGGUAAUUGAAGUUUGGCUAUUCAAACUUCCAAAGGAGUGACUACAACAAUUACAUUAAUUGAUUAGUUAAUUACAUUAGAAGCAUGAUCCACAGUUAGAGCCUCAUCAGGUUCUUGAUUCCGAUAAGUUAGUUGCUGCUAGUUUGUCAUAGUUUGUCUCUCACCUUUGCUGAAGUUAAUGUUAAUGGUUGAGUUGAUAGGCUUGCUUUGAGGAAUUUGAUAUAUAUAUAUAUAUAUAUAUAUAUAUUAUACUAUAUACGAAAGGCCGGUUGGCCGGUUACUGUUACUACUGUUCAUCAGAAAGGCCGGUUGGCCGGUUACUGUUACUACUGUCAGGUCGAAAAGGCCAUUUUGCCCUUGAAUUUUUCUCCCAAUUACACGUUUUUCUAUGUGUUUCAUACCAUGUCAUCUGGGCAUAUGGGUCUUUUGCCAUUGGAAGGGGUUAAAAAGACGCUUCUGUCCUUAUUUUUUUUUUCCACUAGACUGAUGGCAGAAACAACCUGCAAGCUCGAACAAAAUUGAUAUUAUCAAAUCCAAACAAAACGAAGAAUACCGAUUCUUCCAGAUUUCACAAUCGGACAAACAGUGUUCGAAAUGGAUUCCGUUUUGGGAUUACAGUUUUGCCCUGAAUAGUUGAAUAUAUAAGAGGGAUCUCUGGUACUAUCCUAAUUCGAGAAGCCUCCAUUGUCGUCAGCAUCUGCUUUUAGCCGACAUCAAACUUCUCCAUCAAGAUCAACAUCAGCACAGACUUGGGAUCCAUUCACGUGCUAUUGUCAUGAUUGAAACAGAAAGAAGAAGACCUUUGAGCAAUUCAAAGGAAUUCAAGAUGUGUAAUUUAUAUAAGGGGUUCAAACCAGGUGGGUCUUCUCUGGCCCAUGCUUUUGGUUUAGUUUGGAUUCUUAGAUAACUUGCCGGAAUUGAUCAGAAAAAAUGCGUUUGGGCACCAGUACAAUGGCCAGCAGUGUUUAACAGUUAUGGUUGGUUGCUUCGUAUGAAUUACAUAUUGGCUAAAAGCAUUUUAGCAAGUCAGAUAUAUGGCGCCUGUCGCAGCUAAAGAAACAUUCUACACCUCAGGAUGUUUGCCAAGAUUUUGCACCAGUGGCAAAGAAUGAUGGAAGCAGCAACUUUCAAAUUAAGACAUUUGUAAAUGCCAUAGCAGCACCGAUGUACCUAAUUGGAUCAAAAUCGCUCAUGUAUGUAUCUGGUUAACAUACCAGAUUUUCAAAUCUGUAAAAGAUACUCUGAUUACGGACAUAAUAUUUUGAACGUUUGUUUUUGUUGUAGUUAAACUUAUAACCAACCCGCAGCAUCACGCGGAAUUGAUCUCUAUCGUUGUCUACACAAGCAAUUACUCUCCUGAACAACAGUAAUGUUAUGAGAUCUAAUUCAUUUACGUAGUUCUGAUUACGGACAUAAUAUUAUGUAAUAAUUUCUUUCUUCCAUUACGUAGUUCUAAUUCAUUGACGAGUAACUCCCGCGGCAAAGCGUGGGCAUAA